Molecule: messenger RNA, 1110 nt
Organism: Callorhinchus milii (elephant shark)
Lineage: Eukaryota; Metazoa; Chordata; Chondrichthyes; Chimaeriformes; Callorhinchidae
Product: acetyl-CoA acetyltransferase, cytosolic-like
Exons: 9
Coding region: 1-1095 (364 amino acids)
Biological process (GO): fatty acid beta-oxidation
Molecular function (GO): acetyl-CoA C-acetyltransferase activity
Source: RefSeq, a predicted model, not a curated record
AUGAGUGGGAGAGACGAUGUUCGCCCCCCCCCCACCCGCCCCCCGCCAGAAGAUGUCUCUGAAGUUAUUUUGGGACAGGUUUUGACUGCAGGCCAAGGACAGAAUCCUGCCCGUCAGGCCAGCGUGGCAGCAAGCAUUCCCUAUUCGGUGCCAGCAUGGAGCUGCCAGAUGAUCUGUGGUUCCGGACUGAAGGCCGUGUGUUUAGGAGCACAGUCCAUCCUCACGGAAAACGCCAGGAUUGUAGUAGCAGGCGGCGUGGAAUGCAUGAGCAAGGCUCCACAUGUGGUUCCAAUGCGAGUUGGGGUCAAAGUAGGAGACAUGUCCCUUCAGGAUACCAUUCUGUGUGAUGGCCUAAUGGACGCCUUUUAUAACUAUCACAUGGGUGUAACAGCUGAGAACGUGGCGAUGCAGUGGCAUGUGAGUCGAGAGGAGCAGGACAAGUUUGCUGUACAGUCCCAGAACCGAACUGAGGCAGCACAGAAAGCUGGCUAUUUUGAAAAAGAAAUUGUUCCUGUCUCCGUCCCUUCCAGGAGAGGGCCUAUCGAGGUGUCAACUGAUGAGUUUCCCCGUCACGGAAGCACCUUCGAAGCCAUGUCUAAACUAAGGCCGGCUUUUGCAAAGGGCGUAUCUGGCACUGUCACUGCUGCUAAUGCUUCAGGUCAGCAGAAAGGGGCCGCAGCUGUGAUUCUGAUGAAGAAAUCAGAAGCUGACAAGAAAUGCCUGAAACCUUUGGCUCAGAUUGUAUCUUGGGCCGAGGCUGGUUUGGAUCCUGCCAUUAUGGGAGUCGGGCCUAUAGCAGCAAUAAGGAAGGCCGUAGAAAAAGCCGGCUGGACGCUGGAUGAAGUUGAUCUCUUCGACAUCAAUCAAGCUUUUGCAUCACAGUCUGUAGCUGUUGUCAAGGAACUGGGUAUAAACCCAGAGAAGAUAAACAUCCAAGGUGGAGCUAUUGCUUUAGGUCACCCUCUGGGAAUGUCUGGGUGCCGCAUUCUGGUUACACUUCUCUACGCACUGGAGAGAACAGGAAAAAAGCGUGGCAUUGCUUCUUUGUGUAUAGGAGGUGGAAUGGGAAUAGCUAUGUGUGUUGAAAGGCAAUAAAUUACACCUAAAUUU